Messenger RNA from Cyclocybe aegerita, 1230 nucleotides. Lineage: Eukaryota; Fungi; Basidiomycota; Agaricomycetes; Agaricales; Hemipholiotaceae. The record is from the annotation of a GenBank genome assembly.
AUGUCCGAGCAGCUCGAGUCAACUCGAACUUUUACCAGCUUUGUGGCCGCUUUAACCUGGCAUCUCGUUUCUUCUCAUUUAUCGUACCAUACUGCCAUUGCUUAUAGAGGGCGACUGCAGUUGGAAGCUGCAUCCUUGCCGAUGGCACAGAGACCAGAGCGAGUGUUGAGCAUCCAAUCUCACGUCGUUUUCGGAUAUGUGGGAGGCAAGGCGGCCGUUUUUCCCCUCCAAUGCCUGGGAUACGACGUCGAUGUCGUGAACACUGUGAAUUUUUCCAACCACGCUGGUUAUGGACGCUCGGGAGGAUCUAGGACAACAGCCGCCGAAUUGAACUCUAUUUUCGAGGCGAUGGAACACAAUGAGCUACUCAUGCCCACUCGGAUUCUAACCGGAUAUAUACCUGGUGCAGAGGCCUUGUCAGCUGUUGAGAAGAUUGCGUCCAAGUUGAAGCAUGCUAAGCCCAGUGUCAUAUACCUUUUGGAUCCUGUUAUGGGAGAUGCUGGCCGCCUGUAUGUUGCCCCAGAAGUGAUACCCGUAUAUCGAGAAAUGCUACCGUUGGCUACCAUAAUCACCCCCAAUUGGUUUGAAGUAGAACUCUUGACUCAAAUAGAGCUAAAAGAUAUGACUUCCCUCCGCCAAGCCCUCGACGUCCUCCACACCCAAUACCAUGUCCCCAAUAUCGUAAUCAGCUCUAUCCCCCUCGAGCCGUGGCUCUAUUCAGCCCUCUCACCCUCCAUUCGGCCGCCCCAAGACGAACAGCACCUGUUGUGCAUCUCUUCCUCUCUCUUUCUCCCACCGCCGAGCCACACUCAUCUUCCCGGGCCGGAAAUGACCCACAACACCCGCCCAACUGUACAUGCCCAAUGUGUAGCACUCAUCCCCGGCUACUUUUCGGGCGUUGGGGAUCUCUUCUCCGCGCUUCUCCUUGCGCACUUUCAGCCAGAUAUCACCCCAGAAAACAUCGCUGCCACGCCACUAUCAGAAGCUGCCUCACAAGCUUUGUCCAAAACCCAUGCCUUGCUCCUGAUGACUCACGGACAAGCCAUGGCGCUGCCGGAGGAAGAGAGACAGCCGACGGACGACGAGUUGGACAAAGCCGAUCCGUUACGCAAGACCCGGAGAAUGAGGGGUCGGGAGCUCGCGCUUGUCAGAGGGCAAGAUCUGAUUCGAGGGAUUGGGAUCACCCAUGUGCGCGAGAUGAUGCUCUGGGAGGACUUCUGGACGGCUUAG